AUGCCACAUGUGUCACAAAUUAACAUUUUGGAAAUAUUAAAUGGUAUUUCAGACCAGCAGGCAUUUGAUUCAGACUUUGGAGGCGACAGUGAUGCCGAAGAUGUGCUUUGUGUUUCAAGUGCAAGUAAUACACCAACUAGUACAACCAGAGGUAGUAAAAGAAAAAAUGCAUUUAAUGGUGGUCCUUCUACAAGCCUGAAAAAUUGUUAUAAUGUUAUUUUAUCUAAGAAGUGA
Molecule: messenger RNA, 234 nt
Organism: Macrosiphum euphorbiae (potato aphid)
Lineage: Eukaryota; Metazoa; Arthropoda; Insecta; Hemiptera; Aphididae
Source: the annotation of a GenBank genome assembly